Messenger RNA from Psammomys obesus (fat sand rat), 3354 nucleotides. It is a transcript of the gene Pafah2, whose product is annotated as platelet activating factor acetylhydrolase 2. Gene Ontology annotation, molecular function: 1-alkyl-2-acetylglycerophosphocholine esterase activity. The record is from RefSeq and is a predicted model, not a curated record. Bases 141 to 1331 code for a protein of 396 amino acids. Lineage: Eukaryota; Metazoa; Chordata; Mammalia; Rodentia; Muridae. The transcript is spliced from 11 exons.
UACCACUCCCAGAGGGCCACGGGCUCCUAGGCGGUGUCGGGUUUCCGUCGAGUGACCCUUGUGAGGUUGCUUUUGAGGGAUCAGCGUUGAGUGGCCAGCAAGUUCAGGAGCGCCCAGGCUUUGGUCCAGCUGGUGAUAAGAUGGGAGCCGGCCAGUCCAUGUGCUUUCCACCCAUCUCGGGACCCCACCACGUGGGCUGCACAGAUGUGAUGGAGGGCCAGAGUCUUGAGGGGAGCCUCUUCCGACUCUUCUACCCCUGCCAAGCAUCAGAGGAGAAGUGCGAGCAGCCCCUCUGGAUUCCCCGCUAUGAGUACUGCAUGGGCCUGGCUGACUACCUACAGUAUAACAAGCGCUGGGUGGGCUUGCUGUUCAACCUGGGAAUCGGAUCUUGUCGCUUGCCUGUUAGCUGGAAUGGCCCCUUUAAGACAAAGGACUCUGGAUACCCUUUGAUCAUCUUGUCCCAUGGCCUAGGAGGCUUCAGGACGCUGUACUCGGCCUUCUGCAUGGAGCUGGCCUCCCAUGGCUUUGUGGUGGCUGUUGUGGAGCACAGAGACCAGUCAGCUGCGGCCACCUACUUCUACAAGCAGACCUCACAAGAGAGCCAGCCUGCUGAACCGCUGGAGGAGGAAUGGAUCCCCUUCCGGCAGAUCAAGGAAGGAGAGAAGGAAUUCCACGUUAGGAAUCCCCAGGUGCACCAGCGGGUGAGAGAGUGUGUGCGGGCGCUGCGGAUCCUACAGGACGCCUCUUCCGGGAAGACUGUCCUCAAUGUCUUCCCUGGUGGAUUGGACCUGAUGACCCUGAAGGGCAGCAUCGACAUGAGCCGUGUGGCUGUGAUGGGACACUCGUUUGGAGGAGCUACAGCUAUUCUUGCUUUGGGCCAGGAGGUCCAGUUUCGGUGUGCUAUAGCCCUGGAUGCUUGGAUGUUCCCUCUGGAACACGACUUCUACCCCAAGGCCCGGGGCCCUGUGUUCUUUAUCAACGCUGAGAAAUUCCAGACUGUGGAGAGCGUCAACUUGAUGAAGAAGAUAUGUGCCCGGCAUGAGCAGUCCAGGAUUGUGACUGUCCUGGGCAUCGUUCAUCGGAGUCAAAGUGACUUUGCUUUCCUGACAGGCGGCAUGAUCGCCAAGUUCUUCUCCAGUCACACGCGUGGGACGCUGAACCCUUACGAAGGUCAGGAGGUUAUGGUGCGGGCCAUGUUGGCCUUCCUGCAGAGGCACCUUGACCUGAAGGAGGACUACGAUCAGUGGAGCAGCUUCAUCGACGGCAUCGGACCCCGGCUCAUCCAGGGGUCCCCACAAUACCUGUCUCUAGGCACGGCUGGCCGUUUGUAGGUCGCUUGAGCAGAGUUUCCAUUCAGGAACUGCCCCAGGGUACUUGUAACCUGUCGGCAGGAUCCUUUUUUCACACACCGAGAAGAUGUAAUCAGACAGCUGAUUGGGCAACUGGGCACUUGGACUCGCUGAUCUUAAACACACCUCAGAACAGAAUACACAUCACUGGCUGAUUGGGAAGUUGAUUUUUUUUUUUUAAGUCAAGGGCUCAUAUCCCAGACUGGCUUUGAACUUACUUUAGAGUGAGGAUGACCCUCCUUCUGAAUGACAAAACACUGCCACUCUGCCUGGUUUCAUUCAGCGCUGGGGAUCUGACGUGAGUGGUUAUGCCUGACUUAAUGGCUGUGAUGUACUUACGUGCAGAGGACCGGGUCCCAGUGACAGUCCGGGACCUGUUUGUUUUAAAUAAGAGCAGUGUGUGCCUGAUCAGCUGAGCUCUCUCUAGCCACGGACCGUUUCUGCUGUUCUGGCCACAGUUACCAUGUGGAGUUCACAGCGAGAGGAGCCAUUGGCGCUGGGCCUUGACAGUCCCACGCCCAGGGCACUUGGUGUCCGGGUGCUCAUCUCAAGGAAACCACACUGGAGCCGGGGUAGCCACCUGGGCUGACUUCACAGUGUUUGCCCUGAAGGUUAGGCCGCCACUGUUGUGUCCGAGCCGCAGCCCCUGCUCUUGGCAAGCUGACUUUCUGACGCUGGGCCAAGAGAACAAGCUGUAGGGGGAGACUGGCUGAGCCCCAGGCCGAGCCCCGUGGAGCCCAUGUGUGCAGACUGGGCAAGCCCACUCUCUCACCGUGCCUCGUGAUGCCAAAGGCCUGAGGGAAACCUUAGGGCUUUCCAUCCCUGCCUGGCACUCUCCACGUGCCGUCUCUCCCCAGGGAAACACUGGGUAACUGGUUUCCCACUUACUUUUCAGUCUUCUUGCUGUAUGCAAAACAGCCAUGGGCACCUCGUACUGUUAUUCGUAGGAGCCCCGGGUGUGGCAAACAGUAUUGUCCUCAGAACACAGCCACAGCCGAGUCACUCGGAAGCUCGGCGUCUUUGAGGUUUCACGGGUGUGUCUUGUCAGGAAGCAUCCUGGGUAGGUUAAGCUUGGUGGUGGGAUACUAAUGCAGCCGAGGCACCAUUUGCACAGGCCACCGAGGGCACUGGGUUGGCCAGCUCAACUCUGGGAAUGUUCUAGGGAGCUCCAGAUCUCUAUCUGAGGUCAGCGUGGUCUUGCCUCUUAGCCCUCAUGCCAUGAGCCACCAGCUUGCUCCAAACCUGGGUGCUCCAGCCGUCUGUUGUGUUUUGUGUUUUUGAGGCCAUCGUCCGCAGUUUAAGUCAAGAAACAGUCCUACUCUCACGUUUGCCUGAUGGUGUGUUGUCCUACCUGGUCUAUUUAGUCUGUGUUAGAGCAGGUCGGGGAACCAUCUGGGAGUGAAUUUUCUUUCUGUUUCCCUUUGUUCACUGAUGUGCCCACAUGGAAAACCCUUGCAAAGAAAGGAAGUCUCCCAGAGUUCCAAGCUCUACGGGAAGGCCCGUCUAGGACUGUAUCUCUACCAUACAAGACACAUCACCCGAGUCCAAGGAGGGAACGCUGGAGGGGCAAGUCCAGAACAGAAAUGCAUCUCUGCACAGUAGGCCAAGGUCAGCAGAGAGAGACGUGCACGCAUCAGGAGGUUCCUCAGAGUCAUGGCUCUGCGGCCGCACAGCUGGGCCUUGAGUUCUGGCUCCACCGUGUAAAUCAGAGCAUGCUGUGUUAUCUUUCCAACCUCCAUCUCUGAAUGUGUGUAGUGAGGGCCUUCCUUCCAAACAGUUGGGAUAAUGAGUGAGGGGAUGUUCUUAGACUCGGUUAUGGGUUAUUAGAUGUACGCUUCCUGUUUCCCACACGUGCGCUUUCUAAUUAUUCGUGUAUUAAAUGUCUCAUGGUAAGAAUGGCCCGUAUGAUCUUCAUCCUUCAAGAUUUGUUGACGUGAUCGUCUGCCCACUUGAAGUCGACACUGUCACUGUUGACUGUACUAUUAAAAAGCCUGUCUAUUCUGAA